This is a messenger RNA of Humulus lupulus (European hop), 1214 nucleotides long. RefSeq names its product photosynthetic NDH subunit of lumenal location 5, chloroplastic. Gene Ontology annotation, biological process: protein peptidyl-prolyl isomerization; protein folding. The transcript has 7 exons. Gene Ontology annotation, molecular function: peptidyl-prolyl cis-trans isomerase activity. Bases 134 to 925 code for a protein of 263 amino acids. The record is from RefSeq and is a predicted model, not a curated record. NCBI's taxonomy places the organism in Eukaryota, Viridiplantae, Streptophyta, Magnoliopsida, Rosales, Cannabaceae.
AGAUAAAAUAAAAUGUGAAAUGACCAACUUGCCCCCUAGCAUCGCCUAACCCUUAAAAGACACAUAAAAUACACACUGCGAAAGUACGAAGCCAUCGUGUGCGAUACAGAGGAAAACUUCAUCUUCAUCGUCAAUGGCUUCCACCUUUACAUCUCUGUCGAAUGUCGUCGCCUCAUUUCCGGGCUCAAAAAGCGUUUCACAGAUCGGAAUAGUGAGCCCAACAUGCAGCUCAAUCAAGCUUCCCAGCAGGGUGUCUUCUUCCUCCAGUUUAACGACGUCGUCUGAUUCCUUCACCGGCUCGUCUCGUCUUUUAUCUCUCAAAUCCUCAUCAUCCCACAUCCUUUCUCGGAGGAAAAUUGGUCAUCGUAGCUCAAUUCAAGCUAGUGCUGAGGCAGUACCUUUACAAUCUAAAGUUACCCACAAAGUAUUUUUUGACAUAAGCAUUGGGAAUCCAGUGGGAAAGCUUGUUGGAAAAAUUGUAAUUGGAUUGUUUGGUGAUGAUGUACCCCAAACGGCAGAGAACUUCCGUGCCCUUUGCACAGGCGAGAAAGGCUUUGGGUACAAAAACUCUACAUUCCACCGUGUAAUUAAGGAUUUCAUGAUUCAAGGAGGGGACUUUGACAAAGGGAAUGGAACUGGAGGUAGGAGUAUUUAUGGUCGGACGUUUAAAGAUGAGAACUUUAAGUUGACUCAUGUUGGUCCAGGAGUUGUUAGCAUGGCAAAUGCAGGCCCAAACACUAAUGGAAGUCAGUUCUUCAUAUGCACAGUCAAGACACCAUGGCUGGAUCAGAGGCAUGUGGUAUUUGGGCAAGUUUUGGAAGGAAUGGACAUUGUUAGACUGAUUGAGUCACAAGAGACCGACCGCGGAGAUCGUCCUAGAAAGAAGGUGACUGUGAGUGACUGUGGUGAGCUUCCAAUCGCUUGAUCUUGGUCGUCCCAUCUGCUUCCCUUGGGAGCUUAGGACUAGUUUAAAUUAUACCCUUUCAGAGGAUCUUUUUGUUUGAGUUAUGUUAUGGAGUAGUCUAAUUUUUUCUCUUUGAUCGGUAUUUCUUUCACUGUCAUCAUUGGGCUCUACGCUAUACCUUUCUUGUUUUUAUUUUUUAAUGGCUCUUUAGUGUUUGAAUGGCUAUUGGGCCAAUAUUUGUUUCAGUCAACACUGAUUUGGGCUCUCUAGUUUCUCGUAUCCAAUGGAUGAGUAAUGGAUCUUAAAACUA